This is a messenger RNA of Drosophila busckii, 1503 nucleotides long. RefSeq names its product TBC1 domain family member 20. The record is from RefSeq and is a predicted model, not a curated record. Gene Ontology annotation, biological process: endoplasmic reticulum to Golgi vesicle-mediated transport; positive regulation of GTPase activity. Gene Ontology annotation, cellular component: endoplasmic reticulum membrane. Bases 157 to 1308 code for a protein of 383 amino acids. The transcript has 4 exons. NCBI's taxonomy places the organism in Eukaryota, Metazoa, Arthropoda, Insecta, Diptera, Drosophilidae. Gene Ontology annotation, molecular function: GTPase activator activity.
UGCAAAAAUAUAUGUUACCUAUUAUUGCUGUACCAAUGUUCGUUGAUAAAUGUGAAGAAAAAAGUUUUACUCUGUAGAUACAAAGUCUAUCUCAGAAAAUAAAAAGAUUACAAUCACCCAAUAUUGGUACAACGCGCAUAAACAACACUUUUAACGAUGGGCGCUGAUGACGAAGUAAAAAUCGAUCACCUGCCACUUAGUUUCGAAAUACCUCCCGAAAACGAAGAUGAGCGCAGUAAACGCUUGGAGAUUGAGGAAAAACUUCUGGAGAACCCAAACAAAAAUAUUCCACUGAAAGAGCUGUGCAAGUUGGCUCUUAGUGAUUAUGGCUUGGUAAACGAUGACCUAAGACGGAUUUUAUGGCCACAAUUAGCUGGUGUGGAUGUACAUAGCUUAGAGCGCGCACCCACUCUCGAUGAGCUGCAAAGUCACCCGGAGUACAAUCAAGUUGUGCUGGAUGUGAAUCGCUCACUUAAACGGUUCCCGCCGGGUAUUCCCUACGAACAACGUAUAGCAUUGCAGGACCAGUUGACAGUGCUUAUACUGCGUGUAAUCAAUAAGUACCCAAAUUUGCGUUAUUAUCAAGGCUAUCAUGACGUGGCCGUCACAUUCCUAUUAGUCGCUGGGGAAGAAGUGGCAUAUGCCAUAAUGGAACAGCUGUCCACCACACAUUUUUCCGAAUGCAUGGAGGAAACCAUGGAGGCAACUCAGCGGCGGCUCAUGUUUAUGUGGCCUGUGGUGCAGUUUGAAAAACCUGAACUCUUUGAAUUUCUGCAACGCUCAUCAGUGGGCACACUUUUUGCGCUGCCUUGGUAUUUAACCUGGUUUGGACACAGUCUGAACUCAUACAAGGAUCUAGUGCGAUUGUACGAUUAUUUUCUAGCCUCACCCAUGUACACAGCUAUAUUUGUAACAGCCGCUAUACUAUUAUACCGCGCGGAUGAAAUAGUGAAAGAGGAUUGUGAUAUGGCGUCUGUGCAUUGCCUUCUUUCCAAGCUGCCAGAUGAUUUGCCGUUUGAAGAUAUUUUGAAAACGUCGAGUAAACUAUAUGAUAAAUAUAGUUUGACUGUCAUAGAAAAGAAAGUGGAGGAACUUAUACGCUUAGAGAAAGAGCAGCGUCAACUGGAGGAAAAGCGAAAACGUAUUUCUCGCGCAGCAGCUUCCAAACCCAGCUAUAGCGCGAGUAAAACAUGGUUUAUGAAGAUAUUAACACCGAAAUCAGUGAUUGUGACUACGGCUAUAUCGAUUGUUGUUGGCGUCUGUGCGUAUUACUACAAGAAUCAAUAUUUGGCACCAGGUAUCAGCUGAGUAAGCGAGUAUCUACAGCCAUCGCUGUACUAUUUUAUACGCUCUGGAUAUGGAAAUGCGCACCCAAAAUGGGGCUGCCUGCUUGAAGUUUGCCUUUAUUAAAAAAUGUAUAUACCUAAGUUAAGCAAAAAUACACACGAAACUCCAAAGAAUUGUCUGGAUAAUUCGCUUAUAAAAUAUUUUAAAAUGCAUAAA